Molecule: messenger RNA, 2280 nt
Organism: Toxotes jaculatrix (banded archerfish)
Lineage: Eukaryota; Metazoa; Chordata; Actinopteri; Toxotidae
Product: CARD- and ANK-containing Inflammasome Adaptor Protein
Exons: 5
Coding region: 1-2280 (759 amino acids)
Biological process (GO): regulation of apoptotic process
Molecular function (GO): protein binding
Source: RefSeq, a predicted model, not a curated record
AUGCUCAAGAAUUUUGAUGCUCAAGCAGCAUCGAAUUAUAUCAACCCAUAUGCGGUGGAUGUGAUCCGGGCAAAGAGAAGGGAUCUGGUUUAUGGGAUCUCACAUACCGAGGAUCUGCUGGAUCUGCUUGUGACAGAGGGGGUCAUGACAGCGGCCAAGAGAUCCAUCGUUUUGACCAUCGGGACUCGCAAAGAUCAGAAUUCCAGGGUCCUGGACAUCCUGGAGGCCAGAGGUGAGAGGGCGUGCCGUAAGUUUUUCCACCCCUGUCUUAUGCUGGCAGAGCCCGAUCUUUAUCAGCGAAUCAAGACCUAUGUGGGGAGUAUGAAUGAACACAUUAGAGACACAAGGAGGCAGCUGAUUGGAUAUUUGCUGGAGCGAGAAAAGAAGGGAGUGGUAGGAAUAGUCAAAACUAAAAGAUUUAGCCCUGAGACUGAAGACAGACGACCUGUGCCACUUGAAAUGUUAGGGGAUAAAGCGGCAAAACGUAAACCAGAAAACCUCAUUCACAUGAUUGCUACAGAUGGGGAGCUGGUACUGCUGGAGGAGCCGUUAGAAGACACUAAUAUUAACACCGUCAGUUCUUCUAAUGAGACUGUAUUACAUGUUGCUGCUAAGAACGGGCAUCUAUCUGUUACUGAGCUCUUGAUCCAUAAAGGAGCCAGACUGGACUUGCAGGAUAACCAUGGUCACACAGCUCUUCACAGUGCAGCCAGCAGGGGUCACACUGAGAUAGUCAGAGCCCUCAUAAGGGCCGGUGCCCCCAUCUACACUUUGGAUAUGCACGGCAGAACUCCCAUUCAUCUGGCAGCAGAAAAUGAGCACCUGGAUUCUGUGAAAGUGUUGGUGAAGGAGGAGGCCAAACAGUCUGAGAGCCACACUCAGGACAUGUUUCUCCACAUGGCAGCCAUGGAAGACAACUGGAGGCUGGCUGAGUUGCUGCUUCAGAGCGGAGCCACUGUUGAUGCCAGAAACAGCCACAAAAACACAGCUCUGUUUUAUGCAGUUGCCAGGAGCAAUGAGAAAACUGUGAGCAUCCUUCUAAACGCAGGAGCUACAGUUGACUAUGAUGUUAUAAAUGAAGCCAUUAAGCUCAAUCAAGAAUCAAUUCUCCGUCUGCUGCUUGCUAAUGCCAGAGGAGCUCAGAGAGAAGCAGCACUGGGCUCUGCUCUCUUCACAGCCGUUAGACAGAACCACGAUGGAGCGGUAACUGCUCUGACAGACGGCGGAGCAAAUGUGAACAUGUGUGACAGACAGGGAUACACCCCUCUCCUGUUGUCGGCUGAGCUAGGACACGCCGAAGUCUUCAGAGUGCUAGUAGCAAAACAGGCCAAACUGGAUGCUACUCUGCCCAACCUCUCCUCAGCCUUGCACCUGGCUGUUCACAGUGGCAGCGUGCCCAUAGUGCAAACACUGCUGGAAAGGGGAUUAGACCCCAACAUUCCUGGGCCUAAAGCCCAAACCCCUCUACAUCUGGCGGCUCAGAGAAAAAGAUCAGACUUAGUUGGUCUAUUGUUAAAAGCUGGAGCACAGGUAAAUGCCGUAGCCCAGGAUGGACUGACACCUCUGCAUUUAGCCAGUCAGCAGGGCCAUGCAGACACAGUGAUCCAACUUCUUCGAGGCAAGGCAGACCCAGGGCUCAAAGACAGGGUGGGGAGGACUGCCCUGCACUGGGCAGCCUCUUCCCAGGGAGAGAGCAGUGUGGUGGAUUUACUGCUGUCAGCCAAAGCCAACCCAACCACCACUGACAAUGAGAAAAAAACUGCCCUCCACCUGGCUGCUAUGGAGGGAAAAUUAGACGCUGUGACUUCACUGUUGUCCCACAAGGCAAAGGGAGGGGCUAAAGACAUGGAUGGCAACACGCCGCUACAUUACGCAGCAGCUGGUGGGCAUGCCGGUGUGGUUUCAGCUCUAUUAAAGUCACUCAACAACAGGGGGACAGAGGAGAGGAAUGCAUGGAGGAAAACACCUCUUCAUGCCGCAGCUGAGAAGGGUCACGAUGGUGUGGCUGCACUGCUGCUGGAGGCCGGGGCAAAGAUCAACUCUACAGAUCACAGUAAAGACACUCCUCUGCACUGUGCUGCCCGAGGUGGACACCAGGAGGUAGUGAAGAGGCUUGUAAACUGGGGCCAAGCUGGGCACCUGGGACAGAAGAAGACGGCGAAUCUGCAUGCUACAAAUAACGUGGGGAAGACACCACUGCAGGUGGCAGAAAGUGGAGACACACCAGAACACGAGAACGUUGCAACUUUACUCAAGAGAAAGAUGUUUCUCAUCAAAUAA